AUGUUUGAACUUAAUGUUGUUGCUAAAACUAAAUAUUUAGUUACCAAAAGGUAACAUUUUACGGCAGAAACUGGUAAUAUUUCAGAUAAUAAUGAACACAAACAAAACAAUUUUAAUGGUUGAGGAUCGUCCAGAUUAAAUUAUUCAAACAAGGUUAACAUGAAUAAUCAAGGUUAAAUACAAAGAAAAACAAAUAGACAAAUUCAAUAAAACAAAAUAGUCCUAAUAAAAAAUUAUUAUAAUUGAAAGUAUUGUAUUAAGUUUGCAUUAGUAUAUUUCAGACAAUGCCUCUAUAAGACAAUCCUCGUAUGGAGUGGCAGGUGCCAUUAAGAAAAUGAAGACGGCCGCCCAGAGGAAGAAAACAUCAACCACUUUACCAAGUAGGCCUUCAAUACCUCCAAAUAAUGCAACAAUUAUAUCACCAGAUGGUGUUGAGGAGUUAACCAAUAGGAUAACAGAAAGGGUAGCUAGCCGAAUGGAAAGGAGGAUGGAAGAAAUUUUUGACAAGAUAACUUCAAAAGGAAAUAAUGGCAAUUCAGAUGUUCAGGAGGCUGAGGUCCAACAUCAUGUGGACACUCUGAACAGAAACAUCCAAGGGCUUGUGGGUCACAGCUCAUUACAUAUCGCAUACAGAAUAACAGUUCAUAUUAUAUGGAAACAGUGGACAAUUGGGAAAGAAAUUGCGACAAAGUGCUUUGCAGUGUAUAGGUGUGUUAACAGUACUACCUACACACACAAUGUUAUCAUACAAACUACAGGUUAUUAAGGGAUUAUAGAAAGCAUUAGACGACAAGAAAAGAUUGGUUAGAAAGGAAGCAGUGACUGCAAGAAAU
This is a messenger RNA of Mytilus californianus (California mussel), 833 nucleotides long. RefSeq lists its product as uncharacterized. The transcript is spliced from 3 exons. Bases 335 to 766 code for a protein of 143 amino acids. The record is from RefSeq and is a predicted model, not a curated record. NCBI's taxonomy places the organism in Eukaryota, Metazoa, Mollusca, Bivalvia, Mytilida, Mytilidae.